Molecule: messenger RNA, 3442 nt
Organism: Monodelphis domestica (gray short-tailed opossum)
Lineage: Eukaryota; Metazoa; Chordata; Mammalia; Didelphimorphia; Didelphidae
Gene: TMEM44
Product: transmembrane protein 44
Molecular function (GO): basic amino acid transmembrane transporter activity
Source: RefSeq, a predicted model, not a curated record
CCGUCGGGGCUCCGCCCUGAGGCCCCGCGCGCGCGCAGCAGGCCCGGUCGGACAGAGAAGCCCGGCCCUGGGCAUCGGAGCCCUCUGCCGGCAAGAGAGGGGUCCGGAGCCGCGGGGGCUCCCGCGGCUCCUCCGCCUUUGCCGCCCAUCCCCCUGCCCUCCCCAAAGCCUAGCUAGCCGCGCCCCUGCGGGAGGGCUGAGGAGGCGCCCGCCAGGGGCAGCCCCCGGGCUCAGGACGCCCCGGAGCUGCCCGUUUCACCGAAGAGGAAACUGAGGCGGUCCAAGGCGGCCGGCUUGCCCAUCGUCCCCAGAGCUGGGAAGCGGGGGAGGCGGCAGGCUCGGACCCCGGGCCUCCAUCCUGAAAGCCAGACUCUGCUCGGUCCCAGCUUGACGCUGCCGGGCGGCAUGCUUCCUGGAGGCAGCCCGAGCGGAUCGGCCCCUGCCCAGCCCUGCCCUGGCCCUGGCCCGCCGGGUCCUGCCCUACUCGGCGGGCUCCGGCGCUUCCCGCUGUGGCCAGCAGAGGGCGCCGCGUCUGCGCCCGCCCAGCUCGGAACAAUAGGCGAAACCGCAGACGGCGAUUGUUACAAAGUAACUCUCCCUGCCCGCCGCCCGGCCGCCCUCGGCCCGGCCCAGCCCUGCCCUGCCCUGUCCGCUCCGCGCCAGCCGCCUCCGGGACCGCCCAGGCUCUCCGCGGUGGGGGUGUGGCCCGCGGGUGGCCGUGGCCGUGGCCCGGCUGAGCAGAGCCGCAGAAGGAGCCCGAGCCGCUCGGACCCCAGCCAUGCAGGGGAGACUGUGGGCCGCGGGAACGCCCCUGGCCGAGGCUGGCCCCCUCACCCCGCCCCCGCCGCCCGGCCCGGGAGCCUGGGACUACCUGGCCGCCUGCUUCGCCCGAGACCAAGUGUGCCUGUCCUUCGGCCUGUGGCUGCUGGCUGCCCUCUUCUGGAUCGCCGCCCACGUCUUGUGCUUCUAUUUGGGAUGCAGCAAGAAGCCCAGUGAAGAGAGGUCUGUGCCAGGUGCCAUUUACCGCUUUGUGGGCAGCCUGAGUGACGCUGUUGGGGCCCUGCUCUCCGGGCAGCUCCCCAUCCAGGUCUUCACUGGCAUUCACCUGGCAGCCAUGGAGGUGGUCCAUCUCUUGUGGCUUCUUUUCCCCAUCUGUGGCCCCAAGAUCAAGCCCAAGGCAGGUCAAUGCUCCUGGGAGAGGCCAAGGAGGAAGAUCCGGGCCAGCGUGUUCGUCCUCCUCGUGCCCCUGGGGGUGGGCACUGGCUGGCUCACUCUGGCUCCCCCUGCUCCAGCUCCCCCAGAAUUCCACGGAGCCCAGAGGAGGCUUCUGGGAAGCGUGCUUCAGGAGAACACGGAAGCCCUCGGCUAUGCGCUGGGGGGAGUCGGGCUGCUUGUGUCCUGGACCUCUCGGAUCCCGUCAUUCUCUAAACUAUACCGAGGGAGAGCGUUCUCCGGGCUCCAGCUGUGGGCCCGCGGCUUCUCGGCGCUGGCCGGCUUCCUCUACGCCUCGGCCAUUGUGGCUCACGACCGGCAGCCCGACUACCUGAGACGAGCCGUGCCCUGGUUCCUCAUCUCCCUCGGGGCCUCCGCGCUGGACCUCGCUCUGAUUUUCCUGUCGUGUGUGCUGCAGAGCAAACUGAGGCGGGUGCUGGGAUUUUCCCUGGAAACCGCGGAGCCCCCUGACACACAGGCCCUCCUGACCCGCACCUGUGACAGCGAUAGACAGGAAGAGGAGGAGGCGGAGGAGGAAGAGAACUCCACGUGGGUCCCGCUGCAUAUGCUCCCUCACACCAAGUAUCUGCAGAAGAUGGCGGCCAUCGGCCGCUACAUGGAGCUGACCAUCGAGCACGUGCAGGAGGUGGGCUGCAGCACCGCACGAUGCCCGGCGGCCGGAGACCCCCCGACCCUGCUGGAGCCCCCGGCCUACCCCCCCGUCCGGGUCAUCCACGCCAGGGUGUCCUCGAGCAGCGCCUCGGACGUCUCCUCCAUCAGCUCCGAGCUGGAGCAAAAGUACUGGGAGGCCCUGAACGCCGAGCAGUGGGACCCUGAAGACCCCCCUCCAGCCCGGAGCAGAGCCCCCCCCGGCCGGGCCCCAGGGACGUCGUCCCACUUCUCGCUGCUCAGAGGCCAGAGAGGCGGCCAGCGGGUCCGAAGCUCCCUGAUGGAGGACCCUGCAGAGCCCAGGACGGCCUCCAACCGGGCCUCCCUAAGAACGGGCCUCCGAAGGCCUCAACGGCCAGCUCCGGCCCCUCCUCACGCUCCGGUUUUUCCUUUCCUGUCUUCACUGAAGGCCGUCCUUGGCAGGACGUCCCGGGUUCCAGGCUGGCCUCAGACACUCCCUCUCGGCGUGACCCUGGGCGAGUCCCUUCACCCCCUGGCGCAGCUCUUUCCGCUCUUCUGCCUUGAAGGGGGGGGUGAGAAGCUCCUGCCCUGAGGACUUUGUUCAGCUGGGAGAGCUGAGAUUGGGAGGGGGCUUGUCCUGCCUCUGCCCAGCCCCUCCGCCUGCUCCCUCCCCUUCACUUGGCCAGCCGCCAGCUUGGGGGAACCAAGGCAGAAGGAGGAGCUGGAUUCGAAUGGGGAACCAGCAGUCAGAGGCCACUUUUCACGGCUGUUGCCACGUCUCCCCCGAGGCCCCCCAGACAUCUGGAGUUGCUGCUCGGAAGGCCUCUGUGGGAGCGAGGCCAUUGUGAGCCCCCUCCAGGCAGGGCCGGGUGCUGAGAGCCCCCUAAUGAAGCGCGAAGGCAGCCUCCCGCCUGCCCUGGGGGAAACUGAGGCUCAGACGACCAGCGCCAAUGGAGCAGCCUCUCAGCAACAUGACCGUGGACUAGAGCGUCCUACCCCUUGUCCGGCCUGCUCCAGCCUUAACUGCCCAGCCAGAGGCCCUCACUAGACACAGCGCAGGUGCCCCACCUCCACGUUUUAGUGGGGAAGAGUGUCCUGGAGGAGGGGCUGCAUGGAGGGCUCCCCUGGACCUCCCACUUCAGCAGCCCCCUGGCAGGGAGGACAGAUGCUGCCUCGGCUGCACUCACUCUCCAGCUGCCUUGGCUGCACUCGCUCUCUCCCCUCAUCCGCGAGGCAGCCCUGUGUACUCACUUUCUAACUCGUUUUCAAAUGUUCCAGAGAGUUUCAGUGGACUUUGAGGGGGCCAGAAAGCCCAUUUUCUUCUAAAAACGCAUUUGCAGGGACACUUCUGCAUAGUUGGUGGACUGGAUUCAGAAAGGAGGCUGGGCCAGGAGCUCAAGCAUCGAGCGAGGCUUCCCUUUGGGUCUCUUCCGCAGCCCUGAACACAAUGGAAGCCGUCCCUGAACCGCUGGGUCUCGGCAGGGUUCGACCAAGGCAUCGUCCUGGUCCUCCCCACAUGCCGCAAGUCAUCCUUUCUGUUGGGGCCCUUUUAGGGAGAGCCAAAACGCCUCCAUGCCAUGAAUAAAUGCCAUUUUUCAGA